Dracunculus medinensis (Guinea worm) is the source of this 531-nucleotide messenger RNA. The record is from the annotation of a GenBank genome assembly. Lineage: Eukaryota; Metazoa; Nematoda; Chromadorea; Rhabditida; Dracunculidae.
AUGGCCUUGGAUACUGUAGGUGACGUCGAUCGAUGUACUUCAUUACAUGCUACAGAAAAUGGCUGCUUAGGUGGAAGGCUGUCUGAAGUUCGGUCAAUCACUGAAAUCUACCGAUCAGCUGAAACCGCUAUUGGUGAAAGCGAUUCCAUUUCACAGACAACUCUGGAAGUUUCACACUACGAUCAAACAUACAAUAAUUUGACAUCAGUUGAACGCUUAUCGAAAUGCGUCGAAAAGAUUCGAGGUUUUGGACCGAGAAAGCUCACUGAACAAGAAUUAGGACGAUGGAAACGACUUAUUGCUAAUAAUGUUGAAUUUCGAGAAAAAUUGCUCAAAACUUUUAAAUUAGAAGAGAUCGAGAAAAUUUGUUUAUCAGACAAAUAUCGCAAUAUGUUUCCUCAACAAAAAUGGCAUAAUAUUAUGAAUUGUAUUUUCGAUAUGCAACAAAAAACACUCCAUGAUACAAGGCAGUUUAUCAAUAAAAAUGACGCAUCUGCACAGGUAACUAAAAUUGAAAUUGAAAAUUUGUAG